This is a messenger RNA of Lodderomyces parapsilosis, 735 nucleotides long. RefSeq names its product Mcu1p (gene MCU1). The transcript has a single exon. Lineage: Eukaryota; Fungi; Ascomycota; Pichiomycetes; Serinales; Debaryomycetaceae. The record is from RefSeq and is a predicted model, not a curated record. The coding region runs from base 1 to 735 and encodes 244 amino acids.
AUGUCAAAUCACCACGAAGAUCAUGAAGAGCCAUCAAGAAGGCCGAAUCCAAAAGGUUGGGUACCUCCAAAAGCGCCUUACAACCCCUAUGAUCCCAUGGAUAUUCGUCCGCCCGAAGGGUAUCCUUCAGAAUUUCAAAUACCUGGUCAACAACCACAGGGAUUCUCAUCGAUUCCUAAACAGCCAACUCAAUAUCAAAAAGUGAAUGAAACAAUGGAGAGACUAAACUAUACUGCAAGACCAAUGUCUGAUUUAUACCCAAAUCAGUACAAAGUUUUACGUCGUGUUGACACUAACAAGAAGCUACAUUUGGGCUCAAGAUGGUUUGGGACAUUGAUUGGAGGAUCGGUUAUUUUCUAUUUCACUUUUUUCUACAGAUGGAAUGAAGGGAGAGAUAAUGUAUUUAGCGAUUUUUACCGCAGUCAGUUGUGGUUGAAAGAGAGGAUUUUGGGUGGAUUAAGUGAACAAGAAUACGAUGACUUGCAUUAUCCAAAACUAGGAUAUACUGUAUUGCAUAGUGUUAAGGAUGCUCAGUACAUACCUGACGAUUUGAGAAAGACACAGGAAGGUGAGUUUGUUCUCAACAGACCUAGUGAGAGACAUCUUCUUGAAGCUGAAAGGAUACAACAGGAGAAGGAAGAGCAAAUGUUGCGAGAGUUGGAUAUGCAUCGCCAAUAUGCAAAAGAGUUGACUAAAGAGUCAAAGAAGUCGAAAAAAUGGUUUGGUAUCUUCUAA